Cyprinus carpio (common carp) is the source of this 1599-nucleotide messenger RNA. Its product is annotated as C-X-C motif chemokine ligand 12a. Gene Ontology annotation, biological process: positive regulation of cell migration; immune response; chemotaxis. Lineage: Eukaryota; Metazoa; Chordata; Actinopteri; Cypriniformes; Cyprinidae. Gene Ontology annotation, molecular function: chemokine activity; chemoattractant activity. Gene Ontology annotation, cellular component: extracellular region. The record is from RefSeq and is a predicted model, not a curated record.
UGUGCGCGGAUUUAACUCAGAGACGCAGUUGCUGCUUUCACAUUUGCUCCUGGAUUCUACAUUGUGCGGAUCUGUUCUUCACACUGCAAACAUGGAUAUGAAAGUGAUCGUAAUAUUCGCUCUGAUGGCGGUCGUCAUUCAUGCACCGGUUUCAAAUGCCAAGCCCAUCAGCCUGGUAGAGAGAUGCUGGUGCCGUUCCACAGUCAACACAGUCCCACAAAGAAGCAUUCGUGAGCUCAAGUUCGUCCACACACCCAACUGCCCCUUCCAAGUCAUUGCCAAACUGAAGAACAACAAGGAGGUGUGCAUUAACCCAGAGACCAAAUGGCUGCAACAGUACCUGAAGAACGCCGUGAACAAAAUGAAAAAAGCUCAACAACAGCAGAGCUAAGAAGUCUGCCAGAUGACAAGAGAAUCUGACAGCCCACCGUCACAGAUAUGUACCAUAUAGUCUUCUGGCAUGCUUGCUGACCCAGCACUUAACCUGCCAAAUAUGCAUCCCCAGUAAAUGACUCGGCAAAAGACCACCAGACCAUCGUCGCCACCCAUGUAGUCUUCUCUGUUAGCGCCAAGUGCAAUUAUAUAUGUAUGACUGUGUUUUUUUUACUUUUUUUUACGUAUGAUAUGUAUAUACAAUGUUUUCUUAUAUAUCGUCUUAAGAACAGUAAAGAGAUAUUUUUGGAGUCGUGUUUGCUCCUUGUUUGUUGUGUUAUGCUGGAUUAGGCAGAACGGCAUUUAGAUAAUGAGGCAUUUUGGAGCAAACAUUCAAAACAGAAUAUGUGACUUCACAUUGGCAGGACUGAAGUUCUGACAACUCAUAUGCAUGCAAGUGCUUUGACACAAAAAGAAGGGCAUUGAUUUUUUUUAACGAUUUUGUUACGUAUUUUACUAGUUCAUUACUUAGAUAUCUGUAACAGCAUAAACUGCAUGUAAACGUUAUAUGGCAUAUAUGAUAAAAGAGUCACUUGUUUUCGUUCUUGGAAAGGCAGGGUUACUUAGCCAAACAAACAUGAACAAUUUAGACCACGUAUAACCCAAACGGUUUCUGAAUGACUUUGGGGAAUGUAAUUGGUUAUACUGGAAGGCAUUUGUGCGCCGACAGAGUGUCUUUUGCAACAUUCUGUGGAUACCAAAACAUCUGUGCUUGCAAAUGUUAAUUGACCGAUCAGAGUGUGCGUAAGGAGCUCGGCGUCACAACAAAAAUGUUUUUUCAGGCUCAGAAGAAUUAAGUAAUGAAUAGAGACAUCAGAGACAGUUGUGCGUCAGUUAUCAAAACAAAAGUAGAGGUUAGAGAAUUUACUGCAAAUACUAAUGAGCUAAUUCAUACAUUCAGUGAUGAAAACUAAAUCAUGGUAGGCAAGAUAAUCUUUAUAAUACAGCAGUGUUAGUGGAACAUCUGAGGUAGACCUUGAGGCAGAACUAAUUGACGUAAUGACUACCUAUAUAUAACAAUGCACUUUAUAACCCUUGUGACUUUUAAGGAAGGAAAAAAAACGUCCAUUACGUAGUGAAUAGUUUGGUGCCUAAUGUUUUCUUUGUUUAGACCUAGUUAUGAAUGUAUUGCCAAAUUUAUUAAACAUUUGUAUCUUCAGCAUCAUA